AUGGAGCUUCCCUCGGGAACUGAACCAUUUCAGCUGGAGCAAGCUUUCUGCAGUCAUGGCUUCUUCAUGAUGCCACCCAACCACUGGAAUCCUCUCUCCAAAACCCUAACUCGUCCACUCCAUAUUCACAACCUUUCUUCUUCUUCUUCCCUCCUCGUUUCCCUUUCCCAGCGCCCCCGAUCUCUCGCUGUUAGGGUUCAUGGCGUUCAUUUCCUCUCUCCUCAACAACAGCGUCACAUCACGGCUCAGGUUUGCAGAAUGCUGCGGUACUCCGAAGCGGAGGAAAAGGCUGUGAGUGAGUUCAGAAGCGUGCACUCUGAUCAUCCAAAUAGAAGCUUCGGUGGACGCGUGUUUAGGUCUCCCACGUUAUUCGAGGACAUGGUUAAGUGCAUUCUCUUCUGCAACUGCCAGUGGCCAAGGACAUUGAGCAUGGCUCAGGCGCUCUGUGAGCUUCAAUAUGAACUGCAAAAUGGAUUGCCCUGUGCUGUUGUAGGGUCAGGCAAUUCAAAAGUUGAGACUGAGGGAUUCGUUCCCAGGACACCAGCUUCUAAAGAGACCCGGAGAAGCAAGGUUUCAAAAAAGAGCAUGCUUCUUAAGAAGAAAUUAGAGUUGGAAGUGGAAGUGCAUGGAAAUUUGCAAAUGGACCACAUGCUUGUUUCAAGUUCAGACCCGACCUUGCUUCCAACAGAUAAUGGCGAUUCAGAGCUGCUUCGAUCAGAUGAUUCAUGUUAUCAGUUCCCGAUGAAGGAGAGUACUUUGACCGUACUGGAAAUUUUCCUUCCGCAGGCUGGCAAACCUUGA
Sphenostylis stenocarpa is the source of this 801-nucleotide messenger RNA. Lineage: Eukaryota; Viridiplantae; Streptophyta; Magnoliopsida; Fabales; Fabaceae. The record is from the annotation of a GenBank genome assembly.